CGCCGGAGCCGGCUGACAGGUAGAUGAGCGCUGUCCGCGGUGCUGAAGCCGGAGAUCCCCGCCUCAGAUGAGAUCCGAGCUCCGCCAGCAUCCGAUUCCUUUUUUUCAAAAAACACAACAUAUAUUUUUUUUACUUUUUUACUUCCAGCUCGAGGGUUUUUUCUCUCUGAUCGCUGACUGGAUCUUAAGAUGGCACUGCAUGGAUUUACACUGCGCAAGGCAAAAGCGGACUUCUUGGACUGCUGUUUAGUGACUGUGGAACCAGCCCUUUCACACUGAACGUGCUGCUCUUCUUUCUCCAUUUUUCCCCCUCCGGCUCGUCUUUUUCAGGACCUUUUUUUCCUUCCUGUUUCAUAGGAAAGAGGCUUGUUACUUGGAUCAAUAUCGUCAGACUAUGCUCAUUGUUGCUGCUCAAUUUGUUGUAGUGUUGUAGAAUUCUUUUACGAUUAUUUGGAUAUGGAGCCGGCCAAGGAGAAAGCUCUGCCUACCUCCAAAGAGGGACUCAAACAAAUCGCAGGAAAGGCCCUGGGGAAUCUGCACAGGAGGCUGGAAAAGCGGCAGCAGACAGGUGAGGCCAUCGAGCUGACGGAGGAUGGGAGACCCCGGGAGGACCAGGAGCGGAAGACGCCCCUGUGCGACUGCACGUGCUUCGGGCUCCCGCGCAGAUACAUCAUCGCGAUGCUGAGCGGGCUCGGCUUCUGCAUCUCCUUCGGCAUCCGAUGCAACUUGGGCGUGGCCAUCGUCAGCAUGGUCAAUAACAGCACGAUCCAUCAGGACGGCAAGAUCAUCAUAACAGAGAAAGCGAAAUUCAACUGGGACCCAGAGAUUGUGGGCAUGAUUCACGGAUCCUUCUUCUGGGGCUACAUCGUCACCCAGAUUCCAGGAGGGUAUAUCUCCUCACGAUUGGCCGCAAACAGAGUGUUUGGGGCUGCCAUCGUGUUGACAUCCAUCCUGAACAUGUUCAUCCCCUCCGCUGCUCGGACGCACUAUGGAUGUGUCAUCUUUGUGAGGAUAUUACAAGGGUUGGUGGAGGGAGUGACUUAUCCAGCCUGCCAUGGGAUCUGGAGCAAAUGGGCCCCACCGCUGGAAAGAAGUCGUCUGGCAACCAUUUCCUUCUGUGGAUCCUAUGCUGGCGCAGUCAUAGCCAUGCCUCUGGCCGGGAUCAUGGUCCAGUACACAGGGUGGUCCUCUGUCUUCUAUGUGUACGGAUGCUUUGGGAUUGUUUGGUACAUGUUCUGGGUCUUGGUGUCCUAUGAGAGCCCGGCAGAGCACCCGACCAUCACCGAUGAAGAACGGCGUUACAUCGAGGAGAGCAUCGGUGAAAGUGCCCAGCUUAUGGGUGCAAUGGAAAAAUACAAAACCCCCUGGAGGAAGUUUUUCACCUCCAUGCCAGUCUAUGCAAUCAUCGUGGCCAACUUCUGCAGGAGCUGGACAUUUUAUCUGCUCCUCAUCAGCCAGCCUGCAUAUUUUGAAGAGGUGUUUGGUUUUGAAAUCAGCAAGGUUGGAAUGCUGUCUGCUCUCCCCCACUUGGUCAUGACCAUCAUCGUGCCCCUUGGCGGCCAGUUAGCGGACUAUCUGAGGACCCACAACAUCAUGUCCACCACUACGGUCCGCAAAAUCAUGAAUUGUGGGGGGUUUGGUAUGGAGGCCACUCUCUUAUUAGUGGUUGGUUAUUCUCACAGUAAGGGGGUAGCCAUCUCAUUCUUGGUUCUGGCCGUGGGUUUUAGUGGUUUUGCAAUAUCAGGUUUCAAUGUCAACCAUUUAGACAUCGCUCCUCGCUAUGCCAGCAUCCUCAUGGGCAUAUCCAAUGGUGUGGGUACCCUGUCUGGGAUGGUCUGCCCUCUGAUAGUGGGCACAAUGACAAAAAACAAGACCCGGGAGGAGUGGCAGUAUGUGUUCCUCAUUGCUUCCCUUGUGCAUUACGGGGGUGUGGUGUUUUAUGGGAUCUUUGCAUCUGGGGAGAAACAGCCAUGGGCUGACCCUGAAGAAACCAGUGAUGAGAAGUGCGGCUUUAUUGAUGAGGAUGAGCUGGCAGAGGAGACAGGAGAUAUCACACAGGGUUACGGCGCAAUGGGUGGUCCGGCCAAAAGCUACGGGGCCACCUCACAGCUCAACGGAGGUUGGGUGCAGGACUGGGAUAAGACGGAAGAAUAUGUACAGGAACCGGCAGGGAAGGUGUAUGCUGAGCGUGGCUACUCUUAGGCCAGACAGCUCUGGUGAGUCUGCCUACAGAACCAGACUCGCGAUCACAGAUUGCACAAAUAAGCGUUAUUUUAGAUAUUUAAAUUCAUUCCGUGUAUUCAAGUAAAAUGGUUCCUUCUAGUGUCAAGAAACCAAUGUAGAGAAAUAAUUAAUUGCAAUGCAGAACAAUCCUCAUUAGAUUCUCAUGUUGUACCUACUGUAGAGCUUCAUUAUACAGAUAGGAGUAGAGAAAAGAACUGCAGGCCUAUGUUGUACGUCUUAGGCACCCAAACCUCAUCGAAUCUACUUGAACAACGUGAUGACACUGCAGUUGACCAUCAUAGAGGGUCUUUCUCUGAAAUACCACUCUGAUUGCACUGAAACAAUAAGUAUUCUAAAAACCAGAUUCUAUUCUGUUUCUCAAAUGUGUUUUAUGUACUGUAUAUACCUGUAUACUGUUUCUGUGAGACUAUUGUGGAUUUUUGGGUCGUUGAUCUAUGUUAACAUUAAUAUAAAAAGGCCAUAUUUUUCAUGGACAGUACCUUUUCAGGGAGAUGUCUGCUUGCAAAAAAGGUCUUCUCGAGCAAAGCCUAUAAUAUAUUAUAAGACAAAAAUAGAGUGAGUGGAGUUGAACUGUAGAGUUUUAGUGUGUUUGUUGCAUGAAUUUGCUCAUCAAUGUUUCAGAUGCAGAGGCCACAGAGUCACUGAUAGUCCUCAUUCCGCCUACUGCAUUGUUCUUAAGUGUCUUCUGCCAUUAUAAAUGAUGAAAUGAACUUUCAUUAUCAGGUUCUGGUCGAGAUGUGAGACCAGUCAAAAAAGUUUUGAUGGCGAUUGCUCAGAAGACAUUGUUUAUUGAUGUUUGGUGUGCACUGCAAUAAAUUCUGUGUACCAGCCGCCACCCAUCACAUUCUGUUUUGUAAUGUAACGCUGGCUUGCUGUAUCUAACUGUAAUUGUUUUGAAGUCAUGUGAUGAUCAACACUAAGGUGUGUGUUUUAACUAAUUACUAGUGUCUGGAGAAUCCAGCUAUAGCGCUCAUGAUGUGGGACAUGUUGUUGCAUUUUGACAGCGAGGAAUGCAGUACUGCACAUGAACAACCAGGUUUUGUGAUCUCUUGGUGUUUCUUGGUUGUUCUCAUUGUCACCAGAAGUACUUUAUUGACACUUUGAUAUUGUCACGUUUGAGUGGACCGCAUUAAUUUAAUAGAUGGCUCUUCCAGCUGACUUUAUUUGCCAUUUGAACACUUUUCUUUGUGUGCUGUGUGGAUUCUGCAAGGAUGUUUAAAAUAUAUGAAUAUUUAAGAAUGUUUAAGAUGACCAAAAGAUGCUAUUACGGCUCUGUGCCUGAAGUUUAUGUAAACAGAAACAUGUGAUUUUAUGGCUUCUAAUAUUGUGUUCAAUGAAGAGGUAAGUUGAUGUCAAAAAGUGUUAUAAAAAUACUCAUAUCAUUUUAUAUAUAUAAAAAAACCCAACAACCA
This is a messenger RNA of Scophthalmus maximus (turbot), 3656 nucleotides long. RefSeq names its product solute carrier family 17 member 6a (gene slc17a6a). NCBI's taxonomy places the organism in Eukaryota, Metazoa, Chordata, Actinopteri, Pleuronectiformes, Scophthalmidae. Gene Ontology annotation, biological process: regulation of synapse structure or activity; monoatomic anion transport; neurotransmitter loading into synaptic vesicle. The transcript is spliced from 12 exons. The record is from RefSeq and is a predicted model, not a curated record. Gene Ontology annotation, molecular function: neurotransmitter transmembrane transporter activity; L-glutamate transmembrane transporter activity. The coding region runs from base 457 to 2202 and encodes 581 amino acids. Gene Ontology annotation, cellular component: synaptic vesicle membrane; excitatory synapse.